Adineta steineri is the source of this 2763-nucleotide messenger RNA. The record is from the annotation of a GenBank genome assembly. Lineage: Eukaryota; Metazoa; Rotifera; Eurotatoria; Adinetida; Adinetidae.
AUGACAGAGAGACGUAGAUCAAUACCAAUUAAACAAAGACUAUCAGCAACACGUUCACCAUGUAGUAGUCCACCACCACCAUUAUCAAGUACUUCAUCGGUAUUAACUCAACAAUUUGCAGACAUUAUUCGACGUUAUAAAUAUUAUUGUCAGCAUAUUCGACGAAUACUGAGUGAAACAAAUAAAUCCUAUAAUGAAAUUAAUGAUACUCGUGUUCUUCCGUCCGAAAAAAUUUCUCAAAUGCAAUUAUCAAAAUCUGAUUGUGAAUAUUUUGAUUUGCUUCAAACACGUCCAUUAGCACUUAUUAUUUGUUCCCAAACAUACAAUGGAAAAUCUCGUUUUGUUAAUGAAUUAUUAAAUGAAUCUUUAUUACCUGAGUCACCUACUAUUAAUAGAAAUGAUAUUGUACGAAUGGUUCGAAUCAAGGUAGAGAAUCAUCCAGUUCUUGGUGCUAGUUUAAAUAUAUCCGGUUCAUUUGAACUUGUAAAUCCUGAUAUCAUGUAUAAAUCUGUAUCAUGGACAACAAUACCUCGCGAUCAUCUUGUCGUAAAUGGUAAUAAUGAUAGUCAUCCAUUAGUAGAAAAUGAUAAUGGUUCUGAUGAUAAUGAACAACAAGAAACAGCAUCACUUGAAAUACGUAAACCAUUAGAUUUAUUGAAUGAUGAUUUACAAAUAGUUAUAACGCCAAGUAAUCAAAAAUUAAAUAUGAAACAAAUUUAUACACAAAUAACAGAAAAUGUUAUACCAAUAUUUAUUUAUAUUAUUGAUCAAGAUAUUUUAACUGCUAAUGAUAUUGAUGAAUUAAGAUUUUUUCGUUCGACUGUACCUAAUGAACCUAUCUUAUUUAUUCGUAUUGAUCAAUCUGAUAGUUCAUCAAAUAUAACUGAAACAUCAUGUGUUCAAGUCUUCAGACAAUUAUGUGAUCUCGGUUUUCUUUCAAUACUGAGCCCUGAAUCUGGUGAUAAUACAACAGAUACAACUCCUCUAUUUCAAAGUGAUAUGAUUGAUAAUGGUCUAGUUAAUUUUACACAAUUUCUUACUUAUAUUCGUAAACAUGUCGAUCGUUUAACUAUUCGAGCUGUAAGCAUUUUACAACGAUCCCAUGAAAUAUGUUUAGAUUUUUUUAAUGAUAGUGCUUUUGAUAUGGCUCGAGAUAUACUUAUUACACCUAAACGAUUAAGUUAUGCACGUGAAAAAGAAAAAAAUUUAUAUGAAUCAUUGAUUGAUUUAACAAAUUCAAAACAAAAUGAAAUACAAAAAUUAAUUUUACAAGCUGUUAAUGAAAUACAUGAAAUUUUAACCGAUGAGGCUUGUUCACUUGAAAUUCCAGGAGUUGAAUUAACCGAUCAAUUAACUGUAAAACAUGCGAAAGAUUUAAAAAAAUGUACAAAUGUUAUACAAGAACAUGUUUUUAUACGUUUAAAUGAACGAAUUGCAAAUAAAUUAUUAGAUUCAAUCAAUAUUUUACAUGAUAAUUAUGUUGGAACAUUAACACGUUGUCUAUUUAGUUUAGAAACCAAAGGUGAUGAUGAUGAAUCAGAUUUAUCAACAAGUAAAGCACUUCAAGAGAUUCUACACUCUGCUUAUGAAGUUAAUAUUUCAUUACCAGCUGAUUCAAAUAUAUUCCAAAUCUUAAUUGAUAAAAUGAAAGAACUUUUUCGAACAUUUAGUUGGAAUAAUUGUCCACGUAUUGACCCUGAAUUUAAACGUUCUGUUGCACUAAAUAUAUUAAAUAGUCUUAGUGAAGCAAAAUUAGCUAAAAGUGUUUGUACACAACUGAAUGAUCGUAUUCGAAUGUCACAUGAAAAUUUUGAAACAUUACUUAAACAACUUGAACAUCGCCAUUCUGAUCGUCUUAAAUCAACUGAAGAUAAACAACAACGUGUACGAAAAGAAUAUACACCUAAAAUAGCUCGGUUAUUAUUAGAAAGUACAUCAUUAAAAGAUCUUAUACAAUAUGGUUUACCAAAACAAGGACGUGAAGUUGGACGUGGACAAUAUGGAAUUGUUUAUGAAUGUAAAAGUUGGGCUAAUCAUCAAUCCUGUGUUUUAAAAUCUGUUCUACCACCUGAUGAUCGACAUUGGAAUGAUCUUGCUUUAGAAUUUCAUUAUUUAAGACGAAUUCCUGAACAUCCACGAAUUGUUAAAUUAAUCGGUUCAGUUAUAGAUUAUACUGAUCGUGAUCAAACACCAGUUUUAUUAGUUAUGGAAAGACUUAAACGUGAUUUAUAUGCAGCUUUAAAAAAUAGACUGGAAUUUUCAAUCAGAAUGAGAAUUGCAUUGGAUGUAGUCGAAGGUCUAAGAUAUUUACAUGGUCUGGGUCUUGUUCAUCGUGAUAUUAAAUUAAAAAAUGUCUUGUUGGAUGAAGGUAAUCAUGCUCGUAUUACUGAUCUUGGAUUUUGCAAACCAGAAGUUAUGAUGAGUGGUUCUCUAGUUGGUACACCAAUUCAUAUGGCACCAGAAUUAUUUACAUCUAAAUAUGAUCAUACAGUUGAUGUUUAUGCAUUUGGUAUUUUAUUUUGGUAUAUAUGUUCAAAUGGUAUUAAAUUACCAACAAAUUUUGAUGUUUGUUCAUCAAAAGAUAUUCUUUGGUCGGCAGUUAAAAAAGGUGUACGACCAGAACGUUUAAUGGAUUUUAGCGAUGAAUGUUGGGAAAUAAUGACAAAAUGUUGGGAUACUCAACCAUCACAACGACCUUAUUUAGGUGAGGUACAAGAAAAAAUUGAACAAAUUCUUAAUAAUUCAAGAACAACAACUGCUUGA